CGCCACGGGUCUGUCUGGUCUCCCUCCUCUUCCUCCCUCUCGCCCCGCCCAACUGCGCAAUCUUUCCUCUUUUUCCCUUCUUCGCCAACGCUUGCUGGUUUGCAAUUGGAAUUUUCCAUCCGCAUCCCUUCUUCUUUUUUCUUCUUUUCCCUUUUAUUCUUCUCUUUUCUGGUUCAAAGACGUAUCCCCUCCUCGUGCAAACGUGUGCUGCUGGAUAGCUUUCUUCCGCUUCUGUUCCAUUCUAUACGCUCCUUCGACUCCUUUUUAUCCUUUUGGACCAUUCAACAACUCGACCUUUCUUUUUGUAGCCAAUCUUUUUUUCUUCUCGAUCGACGCGACUAGACCGCCCCCGAUACUCCGUCCCGCCAUCGCGACUCUCUCGAAUUGAUACUUCGCCAUGGCCAGACCGAGCUCAGCAAGGGGCAAGUCUCCCAACCCGGCCGCAGCCGCAAAGAAGACUGCGGCCGUUACAAAGUCCUACAAGUCGGAUGGCGUCGAGGAUAACGACGUCUUCCUCUUGCCUGGCGCCGAUUACCUUGUUAUGCUUGGAUUGACUGUCCUGGCUACUGCUGUGCGCAUCUUCCGCAUCUCGCAGCCCACCAGUGUCGUCUUUGACGAAGUCCACUUCGGUGGCUUCGCUUCGAAAUAUAUCAAGGGCAAGUUCUUCAUGGACGUGCACCCUCCCCUGGCCAAGAUGCUCAUCGCCCUCACUGGCUGGCUCGCUGGCUUCGACGGCAACUUCGACUUCAAAGAGAUUGGCAAGGACUACCUCGAACCCGGUGUUCCAUACGUCGCCAUGCGCCUGUAUCCCGCCAUUUGCGGUAUUCUCUUGGCUCCCUUCAUGUUCUUGACGCUCAAGGCUAUUGGCUGCCGUUCGUUUACUGCUGCCCUCGGCGCGUCCCUCAUCAUCUUUGAAAACGGUCUCCUCACUCAGGCCCGUCUGAUUCUCCUCGAUUCUCCUCUUGUUGCUGCUACCGCCUUCACCGCGCUCGCCUUCUCUUGCUUCACCAACCAGCACGAGCUUGGCCCCUCCAAGGCAUUCAGCGUUACUUGGUGGUUCUGGCUCUCCAUGACUGGUCUCGGUCUCGGUAUCACUGCGAGCAUCAAGUGGGUUGGUCUCUUCACCAUUGCUUGGGUUGGCGCCUUGACCCUCGUCCAGCUCUGGGUUCUCCUCGGUGACAACAAGAACGUCACCAUGCGUAUCUGGUCCAAGCACUUCAUGGCUCGCGUCUUCUGCCUCAUCGUCAUCCCUGCCACCUUCUACCUCGGCAUGUUCGCUAUUCACUUCCUCUGCCUUGUCAACCCUGGCGAAGGUGACGGCUUCAUGAGCUCCGAGUUCCAGGCCACCCUCAACAGCAAGGGCAUGAACGACGUCGCCGCUGAUGUCCUUCUCGGUUCCCGCGUCAGCAUCCGCCACGUCAACACCCAGGGCGGCUACCUGCACUCCCACGCUCUCAUGUACCCUACCGGCAGCAAGCAGCAGCAAAUCACCCUCUACCCCCACAAGGACGAGAACAACAUUUGGUUGCUCGAGAACCAGACGCAGCCCCUCGGCAUUGACGGACAGCCCAUCAACGGAACUUUUGCCUGGGACACUCUUCCUGAGCCUCACUACAUUACCGAUGGCACUGUUCUCCGUCUCUACCAUCAGCCCACCCACCGCCGCCUCCACUCUCACGACGUCCGCGCCCCCAUCACCGAGGCCGACUGGCAAAACGAGGUUUCCGCCUACGGUUACGAAGGUUUCGAGGGUGAUGCCAACGAUUUCUUCAAGGUUGAGAUUGUCAAGAAGAAGUCCAUUGGUGCCAUCGCCAAGGAGCGCGUCCGAACCAUUGAGACCCAGUUCCGCCUUGUUCACGUCAUGACUGGUUGCGUCCUCUUCUCCCACAAGGUCAAGCUUCCCGAUUGGGCCUCUGAGCAGCAGGAAGUCACUUGCGCCCGCGGCGGUAGCCUGCCCAACAGCUUGUGGUACGUCGAGCACAACGAACACCCUCUGCUUGGCGCCGAUGCCGAAAAGGUCAACUACCGCAACCCUGGCUUCUUUGGCAAGUUCCUCGAGCUCCACGCUGUCAUGUGGAAGACCAACGCUGGUCUCACUGACUCUCACGCCUGGGAAUCCCGCCCCGAAUCUUGGCCCAUUAUGCAGCGCGGUAUCAACUUCUGGGGCAAGAACAACACGCAGAUCUACCUCAUCGGUAACCCCAUUGUUUGGUGGUCCGCUACCGCCACCAUCCUCGUCUGGAUUGCCUUCAAGGGCAUUGCCAUCUUGCGCUGGCAACGCAGCUUCCAGGACUACUCUGACCCCAUUGUCAAGCGCUUCGACUACGAACUUGGAACCUACGUGCUCGGCUGGGCCCUGCACUACUUCCCCUUCUUCUUGAUGAAGCGCCAGCUCUUCCUCCACCACUACUUCCCGGCUCUCUACUUUGGCGUCAUUGCUUUCACCCAGCUCUUUGACUUUGCCACGGCCCGUAUCCCCGCCGCCUUUGCCGGCAAGGGUGCCCAGACCCCUGCCCUCAUCAACCGCGCUGCCACCAUUGGCUUCCUCGUCCUCUCCAUUACCGCUUUUGCCCUCUACAGCCCUCUGGCUUACGGCAACCAGUGGACCCAGGCCGAAUGCCGCCGCGUCAAGCUCUUCGACACCUGGGACUGGGACUGCAACACUUUCCACACCAACUACUCCGAGUACAGCAUUUCCACCUUUACGACCACCACCAACAGCGCCGACUCCACCGAGACUGUUGCCGCUGUCCCUGAGCAGGAGCCUAUUGUCUCUCGCGAGGAGAAGAUUGUGUACCGUGACCAAAACGGCAACAUUCUCAACGCCGAGCAGGUUGCCGCUCUCGAGGGCAAGGUUAGCUUCGAGACCAAGUACGAGACCAAGACGCGCGUCGUCGACUCCCAGGGCAAGGAGAUUCCUGCUCCCGAGGGCGGCUGGUCAGAGGGCAACGUCCCUGCUGGCUACGGUGUCGCCCCUCCUCACCCCGACGUCGAGGGUGCCAACAAGGAGACCGUCAAGAACGCUGCUAGCGAGGGUGUCCCCAAGAAUGCCGCUGCCAGCCGUGACGGCGAGAAGGAGGCCGAGCACGCCAAGGCCAAGCCUGCCAGCGACAAGAAGGAGGCUAGUGCUGCCAGAGACGAGUUGUAAAAAAAAAAAAAAACACACACACGCCCUCCUUCCCCUCCCAAAAUGCUUAUAGAACCAAGAUACUUCAUUGUGUGCUUGGUUAGCGGUGGUGAAAUCUAGAGAAAAGCUGUAAUACUUGACGACGACAUGCAAAAAAGGAAAGUAUCUUUUUUCUUCAAUCUUACUAGAACCUAUUUUCGGUUGUCGUGUUGUUGGAAGUCAAAGUAAUUAGAACCGACGACGGCUUUGGUAAUGUCCUUUUUUUUUUUAGGUCUGCGGGCUGGCUUUCAUGUAACAAACACAUAAUACACUAUUUUUCCCUUUG
This is a messenger RNA of [Torrubiella] hemipterigena, 3452 nucleotides long. The record is from the annotation of a GenBank genome assembly. Lineage: Eukaryota; Fungi; Ascomycota; Sordariomycetes; Hypocreales; Clavicipitaceae.